Messenger RNA from Fraxinus pennsylvanica, 1428 nucleotides. The record is from the annotation of a GenBank genome assembly. NCBI's taxonomy places the organism in Eukaryota, Viridiplantae, Streptophyta, Magnoliopsida, Lamiales, Oleaceae.
AUGGCCGAUGAAAAAUUCUGCAAAGAGUAUCUGGUUCUAAAACCAGAAGAAGCUAGUCCCUUGGAUUGCAUCAGAAUCUUGUGUUCAAGUGCAUUACAAAAAAGGGAUUUCUUCAAUGCCUCGGAAGAAGCCACCGUGAGAGGAUUUCGACAUCGAUGGAUCAUCUUUUUAUCGGUCGUGAUGCAGAAGCUCUUCCUUUGGUUGAAACAACCUGUGGCGGAGAUAGGGUCACUGCUAGAGCUGUGGCUAAAUUAUCCGUCGUGUAAUGGUGGCUACAGCAUGCUUUUCUUGAAUCUGCUAACAGGAAGAUUGGUGAGACCAGACAAUUCAUCACCAAAUUUCAGAUCAAUUGUUGGAAAUCUGGACACCAGGGUAGAAUUAGACAGGAGCAUUAAAAAUGGUGAUAACCGAUACAUUCCAUCCCUGGCUAUGAUGGCAUCAAAACUGUCCUACGAAAAUAAAGCCUUCAUCCAAAAUGUAAUUAGAGAUCAUUGGCAGAUGAAAUUCUUGGAGUUCUACGACUUUUGGAAUGAUUACGAGGAAAUGAACACCACGAAAGCAAUUAUGUUUGAAGAUACAAGCACCAACAAUAACCUAAUCGUGGUCGCAUUUAGGGGGACAGAACCAUUUGAUACCAUCGCAUGGCGCACAGACAUCGACAUCUCAUGGUACGAGUUUCCAGGCAUCGGAAAAAUCCAUGGAGGAUUCCUCAAAGCUCUAGGUUUACAAAAGAUCGAAGGAUGGCCUAAGAAAAUCCGAUUGAACUCAAACCAAGAGCUCUUUGCUUAUUACACAAUAAGGGAAAAUCUAAAAACCCUAAUCCAUGAUAACAAGAAUGCCAAGUUUAUAUUGACAGGUCACAGCCUCGGAGGGGCAUUGGCAAUUUUAUUUGCAGCUAUAUUAACUAUGCAUGGAGAAGAAAUGUUGUUGGAUAGAUUGGAAGGAGUAUACACAUUUGGCCAGCCAAGAGUAGGAAAUAAGCAAUUUGGGGAGUAUAUGAAGGAAAAAAUGAGAGUAUUUAACGUGAAGUAUUUAAGGUAUGUUUAUUGCAAUGACAUUGUGCCUAGAUUGCCGUACGAUGAUAAAACACUCUUGUUUAGGCACUUUGGGGCAUGCCUAUACUUCAACAGCUGCUACAAGGGGCAGGUUCGAGAGGAAGAACCAAAUAAGAACUACUUCUCGUUGCUAUACAUUUUACCGAAGAUUUUAAAUGCGGUUUACGAGCUGAUUAGGAGUUUAUUAUUCCCUUGGAUAAAGGGUGUGGAAUAUAAAGAAGGUUGGUUUAUGAAAAUAUUUAGGAUUAUUGCAUUGGUGCUUCCUGGAUUAGUAGAUCAUUUUCCUCAAGAUUAUAACAAUUCCGCCAGACUUGGAAAUUUACCUUCAAUAGUUUAUGUCCAAGAACCAAAUGAAAAUCUCAAAGAAGAUUGA